GCCCGGCGCCAUUGCACGAAGUGGCUGGGCGAGCGGAGGGAGAACCCUGGGCUCAAGACUCGAGGCCGGUUGCGGGAAAUAUGCGGAGGAGGGGGCUCGGCGCAGGGAAGGACUCAAGCAUGCUAUUACCAAUCAAUUCCAUGACUGCACAAUGAACUGUAACACCAGUGUCAAUAGAAGUGGGGGAAACAGCACUACCCAUGAAGAUGGUGGAUUCGUCAUUGCAUCAGUUGCCAUCAUUGUUAUUGCUGUGUUGAUCUUUCUGGGAAACCUGGUGAUUGUUGUAACUUUAUACAAGAAAUCUUACCUCUUGACACCGAGCAACAAGUUUGUCUUCAGUCUGACACUUUCUAAUUUUCUGCUGUCUGUUCUGGUGCUGCCUUUUAUUAUCGCAAGCUCAAUCAAGCGAGAAUGGAUCUUUGGGGUGGUGUGGUGCAACUUUACAGCACUGCUCUGCAUGCUUAUCAACUCUGCCAGUAUGAUGACCCUUGGAGUCAUUGCAAUAGAUCGGUACUAUGCUGUUGUCUACCCAAUGGUAUAUCCUAUGAAAAUAACUGGAAACCGUGCUGUUGUUGUGAUUGUAUACGUUUGGCUGCACUCUCUAAUUGGAUGUCUUCCUCCUCUCUUUGGCUGGUCGGCAUUUGAGUUUGACCAAUUCAAGUGGAUCUGUACAGCUGCAUGGUACAAAGGAGUAAGUUACACUGUCUUUUGGCAGAUAUGGUGUGGACUGUUGCCAUUUUUAGCCAUGGUCAUUUGCUAUGGAUUUAUAUUUCGUGUGGCCAGGCUCAAAGCGCGGAAGAUUCACUGUGGAACUAUCAUUGUUGUGCAAGAAGAAUCCAAUAAGGAUGGAAGAAAAAAUUCAAACUCCUCUACCUCUUCAUCAGGAAGCAGAAGGAACACCAGCAAUAAUAUUGUUUAUUCAGCCAAUCAAUGCAAAGCCCUGACAACUAUUGUGAUUGUGAUUGGAGCUUUUGUUGUCACAUGGGGACCUUACAUGAUAGUGAUUAGCACUGAGGCACUUUAUGGUAAAGGCACUGUGUCUCCAGGACUGGAGACACUGGUAACAUGGCUGUCCUUUACUAGUGCUAUAUGUCAUCCACUUAUCUAUGGCCUGUGGAACAAAACGGUACGCAAAGAGCUGCUAGGGAUGUGCUUUGGUGACAGAUACUACAGGGAUUCAUUUGUUCAACGUCAGAGGACUUCCAGGUUAUUCAGCAUCUCCAAUCGCAUCACAGAUUUGGGAUUGUCCCCCCAUCUAACAGCCCUGAUGGCUGGUGGACAAUCACUAGGUCAUAGCAGUAGUACUGGGGACACCGGAUUUAGCUUCUCUCAGGACUCAGGCACUGAUGUCAUGCUAUUGGAAGAUUUCAGUUCAGAUGGAACUCAUUAUUCAUACCACAAUAACUAUCCAAACAGAAGACGAAGUUCUGUGACAGUUGGUGAGCUCCCAGAAUCACAAGAGGAGGUUGACCAUUCUUCAGUCCUACAAAUCAAGGCAGAUGUUCACAAAACUCUGGACAAUUUUGCUGCCAGUUUGGCCAAAGCUAUUGAGAUGGAUGCCAAAAUGAGCCUAUUUGGGGAGAAUUGUUUGCCUGGAGAUUUGUUUACUGUUAUUAAAACUGUACCUGGAGGUACCAGCAAAGGAAACAAAAUCUCAGCAGAUCAGAGAUUGAGGCUGGAGAGUAUAGAUGAAGGAAUUGUUAAUGAUGGCACAGAGGAAGAGAAUGCUCUGGAGGAUUAAAGCAAACAUUCAAUGUAGAAAAGACAUUACAUAUAUUUCUGGUGCAUUACAUGGCUGAGGCUUAAAAAAUAUCUAUUAGUAUGCCUUCAUUUGUUGUACAAUUAUUCAAGUAUUGAUAUUUAAAAUUAUAGGCAAAGAAUUCAAGCAGUAGAAAGAUAUCAAGUGGAAGAAGCCAAAGAGGUUGACAUCUGCACCAUCUUAUUGCUAAUAACUUGGCUUACAGAGAAUGAAAUGCUCCUUUCCUCUAGGUUUGCUGCGAUUGUGCUAAUUCUAGAAAAUAAAUAUUUUUGCCUUCCA
Messenger RNA from Pristis pectinata (smalltooth sawfish), 2038 nucleotides. RefSeq names its product G protein-coupled receptor 161a (gene gpr161b). Gene Ontology annotation, cellular component: membrane; recycling endosome. Lineage: Eukaryota; Metazoa; Chordata; Chondrichthyes; Rhinopristiformes; Pristidae. Gene Ontology annotation, biological process: G protein-coupled receptor signaling pathway. Gene Ontology annotation, molecular function: G protein-coupled receptor activity. The record is from RefSeq and is a predicted model, not a curated record.